This is a messenger RNA of Thermochaetoides thermophila DSM 1495, 1875 nucleotides long. RefSeq lists its product as uncharacterized. Lineage: Eukaryota; Fungi; Ascomycota; Sordariomycetes; Sordariales; Chaetomiaceae. The record is from RefSeq and is a predicted model, not a curated record. Bases 1 to 1875 code for a protein of 624 amino acids. The transcript has a single exon.
AUGAAGACCACCAGCCUCCUGACAUUCGGCCUCUUUGCCGGCCUUUCCACGGCCUACUCUCACCCCAGGCAGAUGAUGCGUUGGCGCCGUGGCUUCUUCAACAAUCCUGCCUCCUCUAAUGUCCUUCUGGGCACCGGCGUCGCUGCCACUACCAGCACUGCUACCGAGGACAUUGUCACCGACACUGCCGUUGCCACUGACAUCCUUUCCAGCACUUCUACCGAGAGCACCGCUGUUCCUCUGGAGACUGGGGUUUCGACCAGCAGCAGUGAGACUACUAGCAGCAGCAGCAGCAGCAGCAGCAGCAGCAGCAUUGACAGCAUUCUUCUGUCCACUGGUAUCGCGACUGAAGUUCCUCUUUCUACUGGCGUCGAGACGACCACCAGCGUGCUGCUAUCGACUGGCGUCUCGUCUGCUACCGAGUCCGUGAUUACCAACGCUCCUUUCUUCCCCAUCACCAAUGCGACGACGACUGCUGCUGCUGGCACUGGCACCGGCACCAUUGGUGCUGGCAUCACCACUCUGACUGUCUCGACUACCGAGAUUCGCACGAUCACCUCGUGCAAGGAGGAGGUUAUUGCUUGCCCGACCAGGACUGAGGAUCUAGCCACUCUCCCAACUGAGGCCCUCUCGACUGUCAUCGUCACUGACACCGUCAUUCUGACCGAGGUCGUCUGCCCUGUGACUGCUGUUCCUUCUAUCUCGUCCAGCGUCAUUGAGGAUGCUUCCAAGGGCCUGAUCACUCCUAGCACGACCAUCACUGGCCCAACUACCACCACUGCCACCGAGACCCCUAGCGAGACUGCCACUGAGUCCGUCUCUCAAACCUCGACAGCGGUGCCAAUCGCGAUCACCUCGUCUGCCGUGGCUUCUACUGGCAUCACCACUCUGACUGUUUCUACUACCGAGGUUCGCACCGUCACCUCGUGCCGCUCGGAGGUCAUCGACUGCCCGACCCGGACCGAGGACUUCGCCAGCUUCCCCACGGAGGCUCUGGAGACAGUUAUCGUUACCGACACUGUCAUCCUCACCGAGGUCGUCUGCCCUGUCACCGAGGUCUCGUCGAUCUCGUCCAGCAUUAUUGAGGAGGCUUCCAAGGGCAACAUCACUCCCAGCGUCACUCUCACCGGUCCUGCUGAGGUCUCGGCUACUUCCACUGCGGUGCCCAUUGCUACCAGCGUCGAUCAGGACACUACCAUCACCCGGACCCUGACCUCGACGGGCACUCGGACUGUGACUGUCAAGAAGCCAACCGCCACCGUCACCCCUGGCACCGGCUCCGGCUCCGGCAGCGGCAAUGGCAAUGGCAACGGCAAUGGCAACGGUUCUGGCUCUGACACCUGCGUGUGCGAUCCUACUACCGUCACCAUCACCCAGGCUGCCGCCACCGUCACUGUCACUCAGGCUGCUGUCACCGUUACCGAGGCUUCCACUGUUUAUGUCACACUGACCAACCACAUCAACAUCCCUUCUACCACUAUCACCAGCGCCGUUGUUACCACCACUGCCGUCCCUGGCGCCGGUGAGGGUGAGGGUGAGGUCGACGACGAGUGCCCCACUGAUAUCGAGGAGGUCGUCACGGUCACCUCGACUGCCACUGCCGACAUCGCCACGGAGACUGCUGUUCCCGAGGAGGAGACCGUGACCGUCACCCAGACUGAUGCUCCCAGCGCCGAGGUCACCGAGAGCCCUUCUGCGGAGACGACUGAGACUCCUGCUGUUACGGAGGCCACGGAGACUGCCACUGCUACGGAGACGGCCACGGAGACUGCUACCGAAACCUCUACGGAGACGGCUACUGCCACCCCGAUUGUCUUUCCUGGGAAGCACAAGAAGUUCCGCAACAAGUUCCGUCCGUUCCACGACGCCGAGUAA